This is a messenger RNA of Cynara cardunculus var. scolymus (artichoke), 1969 nucleotides long. RefSeq lists its product as uncharacterized. NCBI's taxonomy places the organism in Eukaryota, Viridiplantae, Streptophyta, Magnoliopsida, Asterales, Asteraceae. The coding region runs from base 341 to 1702 and encodes 453 amino acids. The record is from RefSeq and is a predicted model, not a curated record. Gene Ontology annotation, molecular function: S-adenosylmethionine-dependent methyltransferase activity. The transcript has a single exon.
UCCAACUCCUUCCCUUGUUAAUUUCAAUUUGAAUUUCAAAUUUCAGAUUUGAUGAUGUAGGGUUUCAGUUAGGGUCUAACAUGAACCAGAAGCGGUUCGAGACGACGAUGGUGAGAAGAACUCCGACGAGGGCUUGGUUAGGGUUCCAAAAUUCAACGGUAUUACUCGUGGGUGGAAAUCACACCUCCUCCAGGUUUUGUACCCGCUAAAUCACUACCGUUUUCCCCAUUUUGGUUGCUCAAUUUAAUUUAACUCUUCGAUCUCUCAUAAGUUUUAAGCGUGGUUGCUUCAAUCCAUUAACGAUUGUCGUAAAAUCGAGUGGAAUUGCAACUUUUUUGCAAUGAGUUUCAAAGCCCUAAAAUCGCAAAUGCAUCGCGGGGCGGUGGCCAGGCGAUUGAUUCUGGGGACUUUCUGUUUUGUGUUGGCUAUGAUUGUGGUUUCCUUCACUCGUAUGGCUUAUGUAAUUCGAACGAAUGAGCCGAUCUUGGUGAAUCUUGAUGAAUGUUCGUUGGAUAUUGGCUUGAUCACGUACCCACACAUGAACACACAUGGGAUUUCACAAGAACAAGCUCAACUUUCUGUUCGGUAUGCGGGUGGUAAGAAUUUGACGCUUAGUGUGGUUAAAGAGCUAAUAAACAAAGACAUGUUGAGCCUUGAUUCAGGAGCAUUGUGUGUAGGAGAGAGUUCGGAUUCGGAUUUGUUGACAUUGAGAGAAUUAGGGUUCUCUGAUGUAUUUAGGGUUCAUAAAAACCCGAUUACAUCUCUGUUACAGAAACAAGUUGAGCAUGAACUGGAGUUCAAAGCCAACUCUUUUGAUUUCGUGUUCUCUAGAACCUUUGGUAGGGUUCCUGUUCCAGCUCUUCUCGUGUUAGAGAUUGAGCGCGUUUUACGACCAGGUGGCAUUGGGGCUAUGCUUGUAGGUUUCUCUAACUUCCAUAUGGGUAGCUUAGUAAGGUCUGCCACCCCAGUUUCAUUGCUUUUAAGAAGCUCCGAUAUUCUCCAUGUUUGUGGGAUUGGAUCUUUUGCGCUAAUCGUGUUCAAGAAAAGAUUGAGUAAUGUUGCCCAUUUUGAGGAUUAUAGGCUUCCUAGUGAAUGUCCAUCAGUUUCAAGAAACAAGCCUUUCAUGCAACAUAUCGAGCCACUUAUGGAUCAAAAAUUGGGACAAUUUGAGAAAGAGGCUUCUUUCUUGCCCAAAUUCGUGAACGUUUCAUCAAGAAACAGGUUGAUUUACAUCAACAUGGGUACGGCCGAAUUGGAACCUAGCUAUCCUAUCCAUCCACAAGCAUUCAAUGUGUUUGUGGUUGAUCACAAUAUGUCUGCCCUUUCUUCUUACGUCAAAAAGCCGGGUGUGACCUUUGUUUACCACCCGGGUCUUGUUGAAGAUGAAAUCUUGGCUCCUGGUCUUAACCACGGUGAUUAUUUGGAGGCUCCGUUGCAUGAAGAAGGGUUCGAAUUCAUCAAGUGGUUUAAAGAAACAGCAAAAGAUGGAGAUUUUGUGGUGCUUAUGAUGAAUGCAGGUGUGACACAGUUGAAAGUCAUGUUUGAGUUAUUUGAAAGUGGAGCAAUUUGUCAUGUUGAUGAAGUGUUCAUCCGCUGUUCUGAGGGUGUCGAUUGCAGAAAUAGGCGCUGCAAUGACUGCCUGAGCCUUUUCAAUGGUCUUAGAAAUGCGGGUGUUUUUGUCCAUCGAUGGUCGGGGGUCUGAAAACGUUCACUUUAUCGUUGAAUCUGUUUUUAUUGUGAACAAAUUGGAGGUCAAUAAGCCAUAGAGGUGGCAUCUGGAGACCUCUGUUGGUGAGUGUUCAUUGUGUUCAUCAUGUAUUAGUUCUAGUGAUCUAAUGGUAGGGGCUGCUAUUUUCUGGUCAACUUAUUGUUAGGAGUAAAUUAUGAUUUUUGUCCCUGUCGUUUGUUAAUAAUUUCAAUUUUGCCCCUGUGGUUUAGAAAUCAGGAUUUUCGUCCCCAUGGUUUACAA